GUGGCCGCUAUUCCUCACUCCCCCUCUCUCCCAUAUCAAUUCCUAAUGGAGUCGGAGGAUCAGUACUUCCACCUUUUGCCGGAGCUCCGGCAGCUCAUGCUUCUCAGCUCGAAGCCACCCGUCUUCUCCGGCGCCGCUUCCGACCAUCUCUACUCGAUACCUCCUCAACUUCGAUCUCCGCCGCCACCGCCACCGCCGCCGCUGCAACAUCCGUCGCCAAUCUCCGCGAACAACGGCGGGAUUCGUUCUUCGCAGAGCCGGUGGCCGAAGCAGGAGACUCUCACUCUUCUUGAGAUUAGAGCUCGGCUUGAUCCUCAGUUCAGGGAGGCUGGCCAGAAAGCUCCCUUAUGGGACGAGGUGGCCAGGAUAAUGACAGAAGAGCAUGGGUAUCAAAGAAGCGGGAAGAAGUGCAGAGAGAAGCUAGAAAAUCUUUAUAAAUAUUACAAAAAGACUAAAGAAGAUAAAAUUGGGAGACAUGAAGGCAAACACUAUAGAUUUUUUCAACAACUAGAAGCACUCUAUAGCCCCUCCUCCACCAACAUCAGCACCGCCACCACCACCGCUGCUGCCGCCGCCACCAUCAAAAGCUCCAAUACAUCCAACACUAAAAAACUGAACUUGAUUGAAAACAUGAAUGCUUUUAUCUUCUCAACUUCCUCCGAGUCAUCUGAUGAAGAGGAGGAGGAAGAAGACGAAACAUUAGUGGUUGAUAGAAACAGCUACAUCAGAACAAAAACUUGGAUUGAAGUGCUCAUAGAAUCUCAAGUGAAAAAAAUGUUGAUGAUGCAAGAAGCUUGGUUUGAGAAAAUGAUGAGAAGUUUUGAGCGAAUGGAACAUGAGAGGCUUCGAAGAGAAGAUGCAUGGAGGCAGGAAGAGGCAGCAAGGCAUGAGAGAGAGCAACGUCGGCUUGCGAGUGAACGGGCAUGGGCAAAAGCAAGAGAGGCUUCAUUGAUUAUGACUCUGGAGAAGAUUAUUCAACAGAGAGAGAGCAUGGGGCCGACUAUGAUUGGUGGGGGAGAAGAGAGUGAAGAGAUGCAAUGCGAUCAAAGCCGCAAUAUUGGUGCAUUAUGAAGGAAUUUUAAUUGGCAAGGGUGGUUCAUUUCUUGUUUUGCUUGUUGAAGAUUAGAACUUGAAGUGAUCUCUGUGGUAAAAAUUUCAACUUUAUAUUUUUUAUCAUGAUAUGUCAAUGUAUGAUUGGCCUACUUUUUAAGGAAUGG
This is a messenger RNA of Phalaenopsis equestris, 1217 nucleotides long. RefSeq names its product trihelix transcription factor PTL-like. The coding region runs from base 46 to 1071 and encodes 341 amino acids. The transcript is spliced from 2 exons. The record is from RefSeq and is a predicted model, not a curated record. Lineage: Eukaryota; Viridiplantae; Streptophyta; Magnoliopsida; Asparagales; Orchidaceae.